Hirsutella rhossiliensis is the source of this 702-nucleotide messenger RNA. Its product is annotated as ubiA prenyltransferase family domain-containing protein. The record is from RefSeq and is a predicted model, not a curated record. Gene Ontology annotation, molecular function: transferase activity, transferring alkyl or aryl (other than methyl) groups. Bases 1 to 702 code for a protein of 233 amino acids. Gene Ontology annotation, cellular component: membrane. NCBI's taxonomy places the organism in Eukaryota, Fungi, Ascomycota, Sordariomycetes, Hypocreales, Ophiocordycipitaceae. The transcript has 4 exons.
AUGGCAGCCACAGCAAAUAGGCAGCUAUUUCGUCAUCUCCUCAGGCUAUCUCGAUUCAACAAGUACAAUCCUAUCUUUACGACUUUCGCCGGAGCGUGGUCCGUGUUGUUGGCAGGCGCGGCCGAACUCGCUGAUCAACGCUCGGCAACUUCGCCUGCCUUCGUCUUUCGACAGACUACUUUAUGCUUCCUUGCCGCGUACCUGUUUUGCGGUGCUGGCAUGGUUUGGAACGACUGGAUUGAUCGAGAUAUUGACGCCAAUGUUUCUCGCACCAAGGACCGUCCCCUGGCAUCGGGUAAGGUCACCACGACUGAGGCCAUGAUAUGGAUGGUAUUACAAGCGGCCCUGUCUUGGGGUGUGCUUGAAGUACUUCUCGGUGGCAAGGACGUAUGGAAACAUUUCGUGCCCGUUAUGGUUGCAUCAAUUCUUUAUCCAUUUGGUAAACGACCGGUCGCCCGGACGCUGCGUAUCUACCCACAGUACAUCCUGGCUCUUACGAUCGCCUGGCCCGCCAUCCCAGGACGGGCCGCCAUUUACGGCCAACACGAAUCCUUCUCCGAGACAGCCCACCAGUGCCUGCCUCUCUGCAUCAUGGUAUUCUUCUGGACCAUUUACCUGAACACGGCAUAUAGCUAUCAGGACGUGGUUGACGAUCGAAAGUUGAACUCCGAUCCUAGCGUGCUUGCCUCUAUACCUUGCUGA